Mycotypha africana is the source of this 699-nucleotide messenger RNA. RefSeq lists its product as uncharacterized. The record is from RefSeq and is a predicted model, not a curated record. The transcript has 2 exons. The coding region runs from base 316 to 699 and encodes 127 amino acids. Lineage: Eukaryota; Fungi; Mucoromycota; Mucoromycetes; Mucorales; Mycotyphaceae.
CUAGAUUGUAGGUUUGUAAUUCAUGUAGACAGGAGACUUUGGAACUUAAUUGCCGCCGACGGACAGACGAUCCAUGCGAUAUUGAUUUGCAACAAUUGCAAUAUUUAUUGGAAUCGUGAUGUCAACGCGGCGAAGAAUACGUUUAGGCAUCUCUGAAGCCAUCGAGGCGGGAGAGAGAAGGCCUGUUGAGUUCAGAUCUCAUCCUCGGACCACUUGAAGCGCCAUCUCCAAUAUGGUUGUCUCUCCUUGCCGAGAGACAAAAAGAUUCUACAGACUGUAUAGUUGGAAGCUCUUGAUCCCAUUCUUUGGCUCCUAAUGAGCUUUAUUGAGCGUAGCCGCUGUCUUAGUUGGAGACUGGGCUGGCUCCCCAACAACUACUCAGCCCAUUGCCUAUUACACCCUCUAUGCACACUCACUAAAGCCCACGCCAUUGAAUGUCUACAAAUGCAUAACCGCCUGCAACUUCCAACAACCGUUGUUGACCCCAUUUCUCAUUUGUUGAACCAACAACUCCACACUCGACCCUUAAAACAGCAUGCCAACGCCCCAGUUAAUUGGAGUAUAUCUUGGCCAAUUGUCCAAAUGCUUCUUUGUGAAAUCGAUUGUCUUCGGCACGAGAAAAUGCCCCCUACCCCGUCAGAAACAUUAGGACAGCCCUUGCUAGACUGGCUUUAUGCGCCCACUACGAUCAUUACUUGA